Molecule: messenger RNA, 613 nt
Organism: Nanorana parkeri
Lineage: Eukaryota; Metazoa; Chordata; Amphibia; Anura; Dicroglossidae
Gene: CDA
Product: cytidine deaminase
Exons: 3
Coding region: 1-546 (181 amino acids)
Cellular component (GO): cytosol
Molecular function (GO): zinc ion binding; cytidine deaminase activity
Source: RefSeq, a predicted model, not a curated record
AUGGAUAACACAAACGCACACCCACAAGAUCCGUGCACAUCAUCGGGAACGACCAAUAACAACGCGUCCCGCCGAGGAGACGGAUUUCCGGCCGACCACAAAAUCGAGAAGAGCGCAAACUCAGCCUUGGAUGCCGAACUGAUCCAGAAACUGGUCACCAUGAGUCACGAAGCCAAAACCUUCGCUCAUUGUCCUUACAGCAAGUUCCGUGUGGGGGCGGCCCUGCUGGGCAAGAACGGGCACAUCUACCUGGGUUGUAACGUCGAGAACGCCUCCUACACGGUGGGGAUCUGCGCCGAGCGCAACGCCAUCUACAAAGCCGUGUCUGAAGGCUGCAAGGAAUUCACCGCCAUCGCCAUCGCCAGGUACGUCCCCCCCAAAUCUCCUAAAGUCUACGUGUACCCAAAACUUUUACAUGGAAGGCUGAGGACCCCGUUCGGGACGGAGUGGGAGAUCUUCCUGGCCAAGCCGAGCGGCUCCUUCCUGCUGACCUCCCUCCACCACAUGCUGCCGAUGUCCUUUGGGCCGGAGAACCUGAAGAUCUGAGGCGACGUUCUCUUCCUGUACAUUCUCUUAUUUAUUGGGUGCGGCGGGAGGCGCCGGGGGUCUUCCU